UCAUGCAUGCACUUACCUUGCCGCUAUAUAUAAUCCCAAUUUUCAUCUUCAAUCUCUGCAACAACAAGCGACGCUUUCAAAAAUGUCUGCCAAAUCGAAGCUUUCUGCAGUUAUUUUAGUCCUGUCUGUUGCGGCUUUGUUUGCGGGCUUAGCCUCUGCUAAGCAAGACCCAGAGCGAAAACAAUGCUCCCACCAAUGCAGAGUCCAGCAACAAUUUGAUGAGGAACAGAAAGAAGAGUGUAUGAGAAAAUAUGAAGAAUACCACAGAGAGAAAAAAGAAAGAGAGGGUGUAAAAGAACUUGAAUUUGAUCCUGACCGGAGAUUGAGAGAGUGCCAGAGCCGGUGUAUGCGACAAGGAAGGGGGGAGGCGCAGCAGCUGUGUCGCUUUCGAUGCCGACAGAGAUUGGAGAGAGAGCAUGACAGAAGGUGGGAGGAGGAAGGCAAAAAACAUACGAAGGAAUACGAAGAAGAAGAAAAGCACAAUCCUUAUGUAUUUGAAGAUCGACAUUUCUCUACCCCAAUCAAGACUGGGAAAGGAAGAGUUGAUCUUCUCACCAAAUUCACACACAACUCGGAUCUUCUUCGUGGCAUUGAGAAUUAUCGACUGGCCCUACUUGUUGCAAAUCCGAAGGCGUUUCUAAUCCCAAACCAUUUUGAUGCUAAUGCUAUCUUUGUUGUCACUCAAGGACGUGUAAUAAUAUCAAUGAUCCAUGAAGAUAAGAGACGGAGCUUCAACAUUGAAACAGGAGACAUCAUCAGGGUUCGUUCUGGGACUCCUCUUUAUUUGAUCAACAGAGAUGACAGUGAGAAACUGUUCAUAGUCAAGUUAUUGCAAACCGUCAAUCGUCCAGACCAUUAUGAGGUAUUUUACGGUGCUGCUGGUGCAAAACCGGAAUCAUUCUAUGCAACAUUUAGCAUUGAGAUCCUUGAAGCUGCUCUCAAGAAUUCAAGAGAUAAGCUGGAGAGGUUUUUCGACAAACAAGGCAAAGAAGCUAUCCUCGCAGUCUCGAAAGAACAAAUCGAGGAAUGUGGCAAAGGCGGUGGAAUAUGGCCUUUUGGAAGUGAUUCAAAGAAUCCAUUCAAUCUCUUCAAAAAGCGCCGCCCUUCAAAGUCUAACAAAUAUGGUCAGCUCUUUGAAGUUGAUGCAGAUGAAUUUCAGCACCUUAAAGAUUUCGAUCUCAGGGUUUCCUAUGCCAACAUCAGUAGGGGAUCCAUGAUUGCCCCUUUGUACAACUCGAGGGCAAUAAAGAUUGCCAUUGUCGUGCAAGGCGAAGGGUACUUGGAAAUGGUACCUCCUGAUGUGUCCUCCAAGUCCAGUCAUCGUCAAAGUCGGGAUUCUGGACAAAGAAAGAGUGGCUCUAGUUAUCAGAAGAUGAGCUCACGUCUACCGUUCGACACAGUGUUCGUUGUUCCGGCGGGGCAUCCUUUCGUAACAGUUGCAUCUAGACGUACCAAUCUAGAAGUUCUAUGUUUUGAGGUCAAUAUAGAAAACAAUGUCAGAUACCUUCUAGCAGGGGAGGGUAAUUUCGUGCAGCAAUUCGAGAAGGAAGCCAAGGAGUUGGCUUUCAAGACCAGGGAAGAAGAGGUGGAUAUGAUCUUUGGUAACCAGGACGAAGAGUUCUUUCUCCCUGGACCAAGUCAACAAGGGAGCAGAGAUUAUAAAUAAGG
Hibiscus syriacus is the source of this 1668-nucleotide messenger RNA. Its product is annotated as vicilin Jug r 6.0101-like. The transcript is spliced from 5 exons. Lineage: Eukaryota; Viridiplantae; Streptophyta; Magnoliopsida; Malvales; Malvaceae. The record is from RefSeq and is a predicted model, not a curated record. The coding region runs from base 83 to 1666 and encodes 527 amino acids.